Messenger RNA from Sceloporus undulatus (fence lizard), 6198 nucleotides. It is a transcript of the gene PLEKHO2, whose product is annotated as pleckstrin homology domain containing O2. The transcript has 6 exons. NCBI's taxonomy places the organism in Eukaryota, Metazoa, Chordata, Lepidosauria, Squamata, Phrynosomatidae. Bases 384 to 2372 code for a protein of 662 amino acids. Gene Ontology annotation, biological process: macrophage apoptotic process. The record is from RefSeq and is a predicted model, not a curated record.
UCCAACUAGGACCGGAAACUCUGCUCUUUUUUCUUUUUGCUUUUGCUGCUGCUGUUGCAGAAGAGCCUUUGCUUUGCUCUGAGGUCCUUUCCACCUUGGCAGCCCUGGGUUCAACAGAUCAUCGGAGUCAAAGGAAAGGGAAAAGAAGCCAGGAGUUCUGUGCGCAAAGUUGGAGGAACUCCCUCCUCUCCAUCCUGCCAAGCUCUGGGAGUCUGGGUCAAGGCAGGGAUGGGGGAGCCCUAACCCUGGGCAGAAGGAGGCAUCUCUGUUGGAGGGCAAGACAUCCAGAUUUUAUUUUUUAAAGAAGAGAGGAGCAUCUUGCAACAAGGAGGAAGAAGAAGCACUGCCCAGCUCUUCCCAACUCUCUCUUUUCCUCCCCCAUCAUGGAAGAUGGUGUGAAGGAGGAGAGUGCAGAGAAACCAAAAUGUCCCGCCAAGGCAGACAAAGCUGGCUGGAUCAAGAAGAGCAGUGGUGGUCUUCUGAGUCUUUGGAAAGAGCGCUAUAUCCAGCUAUGCAAAUCCCAGCUCUUGAUUUAUGAAAAUGAGGAGGAACAGAAAUGUGUUGAGACAGUGGAGCUGGAAAGAUACGACAGAUGCCAAGACUUGCGGGCGCUUCUGAAAAGGAAACAUCGGUUCAUUUUAAUUCGGGCUCCGGGUUACAAGGUGCAGGAUAUUAAAUUUCAGGCAUCCAAUGGGGAAGAAAAGGAGUCUUGGAUGAAAGCCCUCAAUGAAGGCAUCAACCGAGGCAAAAACAGAAUAUUUGAUGAGGUAAAGGUUGAUGAAAGUCUCUCCCUGGAACAUGUAACUCGAAGGAGAGCCAAACUAGCUCAUGCUCGCCGUCCACCAACCAGAAGCCAUCUGAAAGAGGUUGCCAGUGCAAUGUCAGAUGGAAUACUGAGACUUGACCUCGAUGUACCAGAUAGUGGCCCUCCAAAUAUCACUUUGGUGACAGGGGAAGCUGAUGGGAUUUCUCUUCCGAAGGAGACACUGAAGCCCCCUAUGCCCCCUACAAAGUCGCCUAAGCUCCCUUCAAAGAAUCCAAAUGCUGAUUCUACCCCAGAAGAUCUGGAGCUCAAGAAACCCCCGAUGCCUCCAGCUAAGCCUCUGAAGGAGGCAGGAGCAGCCAAUGAAAAUACAAACUCAGUGGAAGAGGAGGAGAAGGAGGAGGAAGAUGUUGCUGUUGCAGCUGAAGAUGUUGAUGACUCUCAAGGUAGACCUAAGAAACCACCAGUGCCUCCAGCUAAGCCCCAUAAGGAAAUAGCUGCACCAAAUGAAAAUAUAAAUUCUACGGAGGAGGAAGAGGAGGUGGAAGAUGUUGCAGUUACAGGAGAAGAUGCUGAAGAGUCCAAAGCUGGAUUCAAGAAACCUCCAGUGCCUCCAGCUAAGCCUCUUAAGCAAGUAGUAGCACUUACUGAAAAUUUGGACUCUGUAGAGGAGAAGGAAGAAGAGAGAGAGGAAGAGGAGAAAUGUGUUGCUGUUACAGGUGAGGAUGUUGAAGAAUCUGGAGUUGCUCCAAGUGGAGAAAGCUUAAUGGAGACUGACACAAAUGCUCCCACAGCUCCAGCUCUUCCCUUGAAGGUCUUGUCUGAUAAGAUGAAGGUCACAUGGGACAGUCCAGCUUCUGAGCAGCAAGGUGUUGACUGUGAAAAUCCAUUAACAUCCAGCAGCAAAGAGGACCUCCCAGAAAUAGGAAAGGAUGUGGUUCAACCUCCGACGCCACCUCCUAAGAUUCUAUUAGGAGGGAUUCAAGACAGCAUGAAAUCUAGAUGCAGUAGUUCAGAGGCAGAUGCGUCCAAAGGUGACCAUCAAGGUGGAGGCUUGAAACCACCAGUGAAUGGUUUUGAUGAUGAGGGAAUGACAGAGUCUAUUUUUCACAAUGGAGAGGAGCAUCUCUCUUUGCAAAAGCCACAACAGCCUUCAGCAGAACCUGGAGCAAAUGAGAAAUGUCUGGGCCUGCCUUCUAAUGAUCAAGCACAUUUGUCGGAGGCGGUGAGAAGUUCUCAGAUUACUAAGCCUCGUUGUGCCUCCCUAGAAAACCUGUUGUCAGGAUCAAGCAAGGUAUCCUUGCAGGUGCUGGAUCCUCAGUGUGGAGCUGCCCUCCAUGUGGCCCAUAUGGAAAAGAAAGUAGCAUGUGAAAAGGAAAGAACAGAAAAGCUUCUGCAGAAGGUUCUCCAGAGGGGACUUGAGCAGGCCCAGGAGGGCAAUGGACCUCCGCUAAAUGCAGAGACGUUGCUCAACGAAGCAGCCGCACAGCUCCAGCAAGCCACGCAGGUCCUGCAAGAGAUCAGAGAUUUAGGAGAACUGAAAAAGGAACCUGCCAAGAAAGGAGGGCCAAAGGAUCUAGUAACUUUGUAUAGGAGAAGUGCUCCCUGAGAUGCUUCUUCUUCUGUAUCACUUAGUUGAAAUGUUGACACAAAACACCCUUUCUGCUAUCCUGCUAGGCCAGUGUUUUCAAGAGCAGGGGCUAUUGUCUUGCUGUGUCCUCCCAGCAGAACAGAAAAUGUUGCUUAAUGUUUCAGUGCCUCUUUUAUGAUUUUGAGCUGUAGUCUGGAGGGGGGAAAACCAACUCACCAAGGUAGAAGUUCCAGGAAUGAUUUUCUGGAGAGCAAGUUGCAGUAGGAGCAAGGGAGUUUCUGUCUCUCCUUGUCCUUCCUCCCUCAAAGAUCCUUUGGAGGAAUAUGCAAGCAGAAACUGAUCAUGGUCAGCUAGGAGUGACCAGCUAUUACAGCCAUGAAGGGUGAAAAGGCACUGCUCCAAGUAUCCAUUUGUCCUGACCCAUAGAUUCUAUCAUGUGGUGACCACCCAUGCUCAAAAAUGUUCAGACACUUGGCUGUUGUUGGGAGGUUACUUAAAGCUAGAAUGAGUUUUUGAAAGAGAUGGGUGGGGGAGACCUCAGACAUUUGAGGCCACAUGUUUAUGUUCUAGCUAUCCAGCUCUUUCCCACCGGGAGCACAUUGAUCUUGUGCAUGUGGUGGAAACAGGGUGGUGAAUGGCUUGAUGAUGAAUUGCUUUAUAAUGUUCUUCCUUUCUUCCUCUGUUUUAAAAAAGAGGAGGAAGGGGAGCUGGAAUAUUUAAGAUUUUAAUCCGGAUUCUAAGUGCCUUGGGGGCUGUAUGUCACCCACUUAUGUUCCAAUCUGCCUAUAAAUUGGUCCGAUAAGAAUCCUGUUAAAUAAAACUACAUAUUUUUACAACUACCUGGAAUUGGGCCAGUGUGGUGUAGUGGUUUGAGUGUUGGACUUGGACUCGGGGAGACCAGGGUUCAAAUCCUGCUCAGCCAUGGAAACCCCUGGGUGACCUUGAGCAAGUCACACUCUCUCGGCCUCAGAGGAAGGCAAAGGCAAACCUCCUCUGAACAAAUCUUGCCAAGAAAGCCCAGCGACAGGGUCGCCUUAGGGUUGCCAUAAUCUAGAAACAGCUUGAAGGCACACAACAACUGGAAAAUAGCAACCCUCCCAGCCAUCUGGGUCAAGUUAAGUUCCACCAACAGCCAACCAGGCAGCCACCCACAAAUGACUAAUGAGGGCAAGGCCUACUAUUUGGCAGAAUGAGACAUUGCCUCAGGCAGCAGAAGCUGAAGGACAGGGAAUUGGCUGUAAGGUGUUGCAGCUGUGUUUGCUGUGCAGAUGACUGAAGCAAAGGACACGGCUUCAGCAUCAACAUGUGUAUGUAACACAGUACGCCAUCUUGGCUUUCACUGAAGUCAGCAAAAUGUCUUGUGCCAAAGCUACGGCUAACACAGGCACAUUGGGGCUGUGGAUUUUGUUCCAAAACUGGUUUAGAUGAGUAUCCUGGAGGAGCUGUGGUCCCAGGCUUUUCUCUCAGGCACGAGGAGUGAUGAAUGGGGUGCCAGGAUGGUGGCAUAACUGCUUAAGCUGUGCCAUUCAUAGGGUGCAGGCAUGGCAGAGGUAUGGGCUGAGAAAAUGCUGCUUUUCUGGAGACCGGCUCCCCAAAUUCUCACAACAGCAUGCCUAAUGUUCCUGCUGGCUGCUGUUCCAGAAGUUGUGCGAAAAGUAACUUUUUUGUGCUCAGUAGAGUGUAGACUUUUGACAACAUGUCCUUUAUGUGUGCAUCUUAAAAGAACCAGAUGGACCAGAUAAAGCACCAUAUAGAAAAAAAUUUAUUAUCAUUUUGCAUCCCUUUAAAUGCUGCUUUUAUGUGAAUCAGUUUCCAUAUCCAGCUAUGUGCCACUCUGUGAUGCAUCUUUAUGGGGAGUUGAACUAUUUACAGUUCCCAUUCUCAGUCUGGUGAUAGUUUUCUCUAUUGGCGAGAAACAGAGCUAGAAUAUGGAAGAGCUUAGAAAGUUACUUUUGGAAGAAAUUGGUCAGUAUAUUACCGAAGUGCCCCAAUAAUUCAUUGCUGUUGCAAGCUGUUUAUAGUAACUCAUUAUGUUACUCUAAAAAUAUAUAUAUCUUAGGACUGAUAAGAGAAUAAUGUAAAACUUGAAAAAUUCACACAGUACCUUGAGGUCUAAAAUGUAACUUUAGAAGUAACUAAACAAAAAUGCACAAGAAUAUAACAUUCCUGCUUGCCACAUUACUGUUGAAUUAAUUUUGUAACACCCUGAUUAUUCCACCACACUUGACCCUCAGUAAAUCAUUACAGAUAACUGUAUUAUCUUACAAUCCAUUACUUCCUAGCUGUGAAGGAAUUGGGCUGUACUUGAAGGGGCAGCUUUUUAUUUUUACUCCUUGCCCAUAUGUCCAUAACAACCUCUUUUGAAAUGAACGAUUUGCACUUUUCUUGAACCUUGGCCACACAGUGAACAUCAGGCAUCCUUAGCUAGCAUAGCCUCCAACUGUCCCAAUUUCACAGGGAUGGUCCCACUUAAACCCCUGUGCCCCACUUAUUUAGCUGCUUUUAAAAUGCCCAGCUUUCCUCCUUUGUCCGCAGCUUUCUACAAACUAAAUUCAAAGUACAAAAGUAGUUGACACUCAGUUAACUCUUCCUCAUUAAUAUAUUUUGCCAUCUUGACCACGCUCUGAUGUUGCUUGGACAUGUGUGUACCAGUUUUCAUCUGUGAAAGGUUGGAAGGCAUGGGAUACUUCAAGGGACCCAUCUGGGUCUAUUGGCACACAUCUGUGUCUUUUAGAUCCCACUUUUGAAAAUGUACAGUAUAUCUUCUGUAGGAUACAGCAUUUAAUUUUCCACAUUAAUAGAGAGAAAUGCUAAAUCAGAGAAAUGCUAAAUCUCACUACUGCUGGGACACCACCAAUAUAAGAAGGCAUUUUGUCAAACCUGGAUCUAACCCUUCCUGGCCUGAAUAAUUUUAAAUACAUCCCAAACAAGAAAUACUUUCCCCAGAUAACAAACUAUCUUAGUUACUCUCAGGGUGGCUGUGGACAUAGGUAUGUUCUCUCUUUUUAAAAGUGCUCAGCCUUGUGGAAUUCAAACUAUUCCGAUCAUCAGAUUACUGCAUCCGAGUUCUAGUUCUCCAAAUGCAGGGUUAAACUGGAUCGAAGCCAGGCUCAGUUCUAGGAUACAAUUAUUUUGCACUAGCAACUUGGCUUUUAACAUUAGGGCACUUAGUAUUAGUUCAGAGCCGUUUAACCCACGACCUUUUUAGAUGUUUCCUCCAAGGUGGUUUAUGUUUACGUCUAAAAAUGUAGGAUUGUGAAUAUAACAAAGAUGUGUUUGCAAAAAGGGCUGGUUCACACAUACUUGCUCAUUUGCUGAAGACCGAAGUAUUGUGUGGUGGUCUUCAUGUGUGGUUGGGCUGUCAUAAAUCCUAAAACCACUGGGAAUUUCAAAUCUCUUUUGAUGUAAUUGUUUUUUGACAGUUCACACAACUGCCACUCAAGUAUUGAAACACCAAGUGAUGUUCAACCAAAAUCAUACAGUUACAUACACAAAGUGAGCAGCCAGUAUUAAUUUCAGCUCUUUUUGCAAAUAUAUAAUUAUAUUUUGCUGUCAUGUCAUGUUUGAACUGGACCUUAUUUAUCUAGUUCAGCACUGAAGGAGAUACCUCUUGGUAUCAUCUGAAGCAUCACUCUAUAUGCUGGGUGUUUUGUUUUAUUAAUUUUGAAGAAUGGCCUGACAUUUUCUCAAAGCUUCUUCUGUACAAACCUUAACAAGAAAGUCACUGUUGAAUCUCCUUUGUGCUUCGUCUUCUUGCCACAAACUAAAGCAAAACACUGUGCAACCUGUACUAACUUAAAAUGUUUUUCACACUGUCUUGUAAAUAAAAAUAAUUUAAAGCCUC